CUCCGAGGCAUGUGACUGCGCGCCCACGCGAACCGUCAGACAGAUGCGGAGAAAGCGAGGGAGGAAAGGCGAAGCAUCACUUUAACUUAAUUUAACUUUAACCAGCGAACACUGGAACUCCAGCCGGACGUAUUCUGGGGAUUACUAUCAUUUGAACCAUCGAGGGGUUUUGCAAAGGUUUUUGUGUGUGUUGGAGUUCCGUUUGACCAUGGAUUCAGUCGCACCUGGGAAAAAAAGGGUGAGUUCAGAGCGGAGAAAGGAGAAAUCCAGAGAUGCAGCGCGUUGUCGGAGAGGAAAAGAAUCCGAGGUGUUUUAUGAACUGGCCAGAGAACUGCCCCUCCCCCACAGUGUCACCUCUAACCUGGAUAAAGCAUCUGUCAUAAGACUCGCACUCAGUUACCUGCGCCUGCGUACACUACUGAAAACAGAUGUACUGGACGUGGAGUCUGAAUUAGACUCUCAGUGGAACAGUUCAUAUCUGAAAGCUCUGGAUGGGUUUCUCAUGGUUCUUUCUGGUGAUGGCGACAUCGUCUACCUGUCGGAGAGUGUCAGCAAGUGUCUGGGCCUUCCUCAGGUCGACUACACUGGACAUAGUGUGUUUGAGUUUACUCAUCCGUGUGACCAUGAGGAGCUCAGAGAAAUGCUGGCACAGAGGACUGGUCUGUCUAAGAAAACAAAGGAGCAGCACACAAACAGAGGUUUUCUGUUGAGGAUGAAAUGUACACUGACCAGCAGAGGGCGCACUGUCAAUGUCAAAUCUGCCUCCUGGAAGGUGCUGCGCUGUUCGGGCCAUAUCCACACAACAGAUGGCAUCAAGAAAGUUGUGGUUGAGGAAAACAAUAUGAGUUCUUCAUACCUGGUGCUCAUCUGUGAGUCUAUUCCCCACCCGAUGAACAUUGAGGCUCCUCUGGACUCUAGAACAUUUCUCAGCCGCCACACUUUAGAUAUGCGCUUCACCUAUUGCGAUGAGAGGAUCACAGAGCUGUUGGGUUUUGCUCCAGUAGAACUGUUGCAGCAUUCUGUGUAUGAAUACUAUCACGCACUGGAUUCUGACCACAUGACCAAAGCACACCACUACUUGUUUGUGAAGGGACAAGUGUGUACUGGACAGUACCGGCUUCUGGCUAAAGCAGGAGGGUUUGCUUGGGCAGAGACUCAAGCCACUGUAAAUCUAUAA
This is a messenger RNA of Carassius auratus (goldfish), 1177 nucleotides long. Its product is annotated as hypoxia-inducible factor 1-alpha-like. The record is from RefSeq and is a predicted model, not a curated record. The coding region runs from base 209 to 1177 and encodes 322 amino acids. The transcript is spliced from 8 exons. Gene Ontology annotation, molecular function: RNA polymerase II transcription regulatory region sequence-specific DNA binding; protein dimerization activity; DNA-binding transcription factor activity, RNA polymerase II-specific. Gene Ontology annotation, biological process: cellular response to hypoxia; regulation of transcription by RNA polymerase II. NCBI's taxonomy places the organism in Eukaryota, Metazoa, Chordata, Actinopteri, Cypriniformes, Cyprinidae.